CAGCUGGGUGGGGACAAAGUGACAGCUGAGGGUUUGGGACCCGUGAGCACCUUUCUAACGCUGCCGAGACAGAGCAAGGCCGAGUUCACUCCCUGUCCCUGGCAGCCCCUCGGUGGGCGUUCUUUCCAGGGCAGGAUGGUGGCUGCUGAGCCCCGUGAGCUGGGUGCUGAGUCGGCUGCCGCACUGGCAGCGUGUAGCGGAGGAGUGCAGAGCCGGGAAGGGUCUUUCCAGCCCUACUUCCUGCUGCAGCUCCGUCCUGGCGGGGUGACCGACAGCACCGAGGGCCUCAGGAGGGCCGGCAGAAAGAAGCGGGACCUGGCGGGGGGGUCUGGGCGGGCGCGGCACCGCCCCCGCCAGUAGCAGGCGGGCCCGGCGCGGGCGGCAUCGCGGAGCGGCGGGGACAACGGCGGAGCGUGCGGAGAGGAGCUGGUGGGCAGAACCAGGUCAGCGCUGAGCCAGGCCGGAUGGGCAGCACAGCAGCGCCAGAGCCCGGGGAUCCCCGGGGUGGCUGAGCUGGCCCAUGGCGGCAGGUGCAGGCGCCUUCGCAUGGGUCACCUUCCCUGCCUUGCCCACGAAGCGUGUGUACUGCAGUGCUGCGCACCGUGAUGGGCAGCUCUUUGUGCUGGGCGGCUGUGGGGGGGGUGGGAGAGCUCUGGGUGCUGCCGAGGUGCUUGACCUCCUGGCACAGCGUUGGACCAUGCUCCCACCGCUGCUCACACCACGGGCAGGCGCUGCUGCCCUUACCCUGGGCAAGCAGAUCCUGGUCGUGGGUGGCGUGGAUGCGGCACAGAGCCCCCUUGCUUCUGUCGAGGUCUACCACGUGGAUGAGGGCAAGUGGGAGAAGAAGGCAGCUUUGGCUCAGCCCUCCAUGGGCAUCUCAGCUGUACAGAGAGAUGGGGCCGUCUAUGCACUGGGGGGAAUGGGUGCAGACACCUCUCCCCAGGCACUGGUCCGUGUCUAUGAGCCAGCAAAGGACCACUGGCAGCCCCUGCCCUCCAUGCCUACCCCCUGCUAUGGGGCCUCCGCCUUCCUGCAGGGCAACAAGAUCUUCGUUCUGGGGGGCCGGCAGGGCAAACUGCCUGUCACUGCGUUUGAGGCCUUUGACUUGGAGACGAGGAGCUGGACACGCUACCCCAGUGUCCCCAGCCGCCGCGCCUUCGCUGCCUGCGCCAUGGCUGACGGGGUCGUCUUCAGCCUGGGGGGGCUGCAGCAGCCAGGGCCCCACAACUUCUAUUCCCGACCGCACUUUGUCAACACAGUGGAGAUGUUCGAUCCCACACAGGGUGCAUGGAGCAAGCCAAGCCGUGCUGUCCGCAUGAGGGAGAAGAGAGCUGACUUCGUGGCUGGCUGCCUGGGAGGAAGAGUGGUGGCUGUAGGUGGCCUCGGUAAUGCCAGGGGGGAACCAGUCCUGCCCACUGGUCUCAGUGGAAGGGUUCAGCCUAUCGCAGAAGAAGUGGGAGCCGCUGCCCCCCAUGCCCACUGGCCGCUGCUCCUGCUCCAGCUGCCCAACGCCCAGCCUGCUCUUUGUCAUUGGUGGGGUGGCCCAGGGUCCCAGCGGUGCCGUUGAAGCUCUAUGCCUGCGUGACACGCCCUGAGCAGGGCCCUGAGGACCAGCCUUGGCCGCGUACCAAGUGCCUGAAAACAGGGACAGGGGUGUAAGCACCUGUGCAGGCAGGUGGCCUGGCCUUGGGAAGCCACCACCCUGUGACGCUGGGGUGCAGAAGCAGGCGAGGUUGCUGGCCAUGCUUCGGAAAUCCCUCUGGGCUCCUGCACUGCUGUGGCAAUGGAGCCCAGGGCAAGAAUCCUGCCUGAUGGAAGGGCUGUAGCUGGUGGCAUGCAGGGAGCAGUGGCGGCAGGACUGUCACUGGCCAUGCUGCCCUGUCCAGCCCUAUCCAUGCUGCGGCGUGUCCAUGCCAUGUGUGUAGCAGUGAGUGCUGUGUCGUCGUAGACCCAGUCAAUGUCUCAUGUAGCACAGAGGUGCCCUGUAGCUCAGUGCCUAGGAGGUGAUGUAGCACCUCAAAUAAAUGAAAGAAAUAGAACUCUA
Pogoniulus pusillus (Red-fronted tinkerbird) is the source of this 2044-nucleotide messenger RNA. RefSeq names its product kelch domain containing 8B (gene KLHDC8B). The coding region runs from base 521 to 1567 and encodes 348 amino acids. Lineage: Eukaryota; Metazoa; Chordata; Aves; Piciformes; Lybiidae. The transcript is spliced from 6 exons. The record is from RefSeq and is a predicted model, not a curated record. Gene Ontology annotation, molecular function: protein binding.